Molecule: messenger RNA, 732 nt
Organism: Hydra vulgaris (swiftwater hydra)
Lineage: Eukaryota; Metazoa; Cnidaria; Hydrozoa; Anthoathecata; Hydridae
Source: RefSeq, a predicted model, not a curated record
AUGUAUGGUGUAAUCAAAGCCCGCAAACCUGAAAAAUUCUAUCCUAUGAGAAUAAUUAUCUCCACAAUCGGCACAGCAAACUACGGAAUAUCUGAGUUCUUAGUUAAGAUAAUACAACCAGUUUUGAAUGAAAACUUGACAAGAUUAAAAAAUUCCUUUGACUUUAUUAAAAAAGCUGAAUCUUGGAAAAUUGACAAUGAUGAAGUUCAGGUAUCUUUUGAUGUCGUAAAUCUGUAUCCAUCGGUUCCUUUAAAAGAAGCCACCCUUGUACUUAUAGAAAAAUUAAAUAAUAAUACAACAUAUAAAAAACUAACAAGACUAAGUAUACCUGAGAUAAAACAACUUAUAGAACUUUGUUUAUUUCAAUGUUAUUUUCAUUGGAACAAUGAAAUUCAUAUAAUGGAAAACUCGGGUCCAAUUGGACUUUCGUUCAUGGUCGUUCUUGCAGAAUCAUUUCUACAAUUCCAUGAAAACAAUGCAAUUAAAGUUGCACUAAAUUUCAACCCUGCACUUAACCUCAAAUCGUUCUUAAGAUAUGUCGAUGAUAGUCACGCAAGGUUUCCAGAUCUCAACCAAGCAAAACAUUUCCAAUACAUUUUAAAUCAACAACAUCCUUCCAUCCAGUAUACAAUUGAAGUUGAAAACGAGUUAGGAACACUAAAUUAUCUGGAUAUACAAACUAUGAAUAAAAAAACAGGAAAGGUUUCUCCACCGAGCUUACUCAAUCUGUAG